AUGGCUGCAAGACUAGCUGUUGACCAGGAGCUGUCUGAUAUUUUCGACGAGCUGUGGAGGUUGGAUAAGAACCGCCUGACUCCUGUGACGGACUACAACAUCUCUGUUCAGGGUAGAGCCAGCUUUGUAAACCCAGGCAGCCACGUUGUGCGAGAUUAUGCUCUACAGCCUCUGUUCUCCGAUGUUAACGAGAACAAACUGGCCAACACAACCACGUACUCCCGCUUCAUAAAACUCCUGAACAACUACGAGCGGUCCACAGGCGUCGCUGAGCAAGUCACGGCAGAGGAACGGACCGAGAUUGAUCUCUUCCUGGAUGCUGUCCUAGAGACAGAAGUCAUGAAGCGGGCUCAUCGGUACCUGGUGAGCAAAGCAAAGUCCAACUCUGACCUGAGGCGCUUUAAGAGUCAGCUGUAUUUAAUCUGGUUCAACUUCUACCACCGGCAGAGAAACGCAGGCCUGGACUCCUGUGGGUUCGAGCAUGUGUUUGUUGGAGAGACGAGAUCUGGAACAGAAAUUAUCGGUUUUCACAACUGGAUCCAGUUCUACCUGCAGGAAAAAAGCACACACUUGGACUACAAAGGAUACAAGGGCAGGAACUUUGACCUACCCGAUCAAGACGACCACGUUCUGAACCUCCAGUUCAGCUGGCAUGGUUUGGUGAAGCCCGUUGGCAGCACCUUCAUCGGGACCAGCCCGGAGUUUGAGAUGGCGAUCUUCACCAUCGUCUUCCUCAGGAGCACGGAACGGAGCACCACGGUGCUGGUCAACAUUGACCAGUGUCAGAUGGAGCUGGUGGUCAUCAGACAUGGACGCUCCCUCGGGACGGCGUACCCAAAGCUGCUUAGCAGCAACAGCAGACAUGUUGGGCAGCAGCACUCGCGCUGA
Messenger RNA from Gasterosteus aculeatus aculeatus (three-spined stickleback), 888 nucleotides. NCBI's taxonomy places the organism in Eukaryota, Metazoa, Chordata, Actinopteri, Perciformes, Gasterosteidae. The record is from RefSeq and is a predicted model, not a curated record.